AUGUCCUCCUGCAGUUGGAUCCAGGGGAAGCUGUCAGACUACAACACUAUCAUAUCUGACCCGCAGACGAUCUGCUACAUCGCUGAAUUCAUGCAUCAAACAGGCCUACUCAGCCAGUUCCGUGAGGCGGAUCUACGCGAGCCCGCGAAGCCAGACUAG
Aspergillus clavatus NRRL 1 is the source of this 159-nucleotide messenger RNA. RefSeq lists its product as uncharacterized. NCBI's taxonomy places the organism in Eukaryota, Fungi, Ascomycota, Eurotiomycetes, Eurotiales, Aspergillaceae. The coding region runs from base 1 to 159 and encodes 52 amino acids. The record is from RefSeq and is a predicted model, not a curated record. The transcript has 2 exons.